This is a messenger RNA of Colletotrichum siamense, 2958 nucleotides long. It is a transcript of the gene USO1, whose product is annotated as Intracellular protein transport protein USO1. Gene Ontology annotation, biological process: endoplasmic reticulum to Golgi vesicle-mediated transport; vesicle fusion with Golgi apparatus; intracellular protein transport. NCBI's taxonomy places the organism in Eukaryota, Fungi, Ascomycota, Sordariomycetes, Glomerellales, Glomerellaceae. Gene Ontology annotation, cellular component: Golgi stack; endoplasmic reticulum; cytoplasm. The transcript has 7 exons. The record is from RefSeq and is a predicted model, not a curated record. Bases 1 to 2958 code for a protein of 985 amino acids.
AUGUUUUCCAUCUCCACUGCACCGGCAAAGCAGUCGGUCGGCGAGACCAUCACCGUCUUGAGUGGCCGUCUCAGCUCCGCAACCUUGCUCGAAGAUCGUCGCGCUGCUAUACUUGGCCUGCGCAGCUUUGCCAAAGACUUCCCCGCUUCUGUUGCCUCCGGAGCUCUGCGCAGUCUCAUAGGCAGCUUGAGCAAGGAUGCCGAAGAUGUUGAUACCGUCAAGGUGGUCCUCGAGACCUUGCUAAUGCUUUUCAGCCCCAACGAAGACAGCCCAGAGGCCUCGGAGGAAAUUGCGCUUUGGCUCGCUGACGAAUUCACCAUGCGUCAGGAGAACGUUACCCUGCUACUCGACUUCCUAGACUCAAGCGAUUUUUACUCCCGACUCUACUCCUUGCAACUCCUAGCUGCUAUCCUGUCUGCCCGGACAGAGCGGACUGAGGAGUGCGUCUUCACGGCUCCAUUAGGCAUAUCUCGUCUGGUGGCUGUAUUGGACGACUCCCGCGAAGCCGUCAGGAACGAAGCUAUCACCCUUCUCACCUAUUUGACCCCUUCAUCGACUGACAUCCAAAAACUUGUCGCCUUCGAGAACGCAUUUGACCGCGUAUUCAACAUUAUCAUAUCCGAAGGCUCCUUGUCCGAAGGUGACCGUGUUGUGGAGGACUGUCUGAUUCUCGUUGCCAACCUGCUCAGGAGAAACCCAUCCAACCAGUCUCUGUUCCGCGAGUCUGGUGGAAUUCGCCGGUUAGCCGUUUUGCUGGAGGGUGCGGGAAAGGCCCAGCGGGAGGAGGCCGAGAUUGCCGCAUGGGCACAAACCCAACGCAAUCGGAAUAUAUAUGCCCUUUUAGCUGUGGUGCGCCUAUUCCUAGUCCCUGGGGCUGUGGGAACAGCGCAGAAUCAGCUUGCUUUCUGGCAGCACGGCCUGCUUUAUCAUGCUCUCCAACUGGCGUUUAGCCGCGUAGCCCAGCUUCCAAUCAAAGCAGAGGCUCUCGAAACCUGCGCCGAUAUCAUCAAAGGCAACGCCAGUCUACAAGAAGGCUUCGCUCAGCUCCAAGUUCCUUCACCUCUCGAUACACAUACCCCAGUCGAAGUUAGCCAACCAAACAGCGCCUUCCAGGUUUACGUGAUAGACGGUCUUCUGGAUUUGGCACUCGGUGUCGAAGAUACCGAGGCAUUCGACUUGCGCUUGGCGGCGUCCGACUGCCUCAAGGCUUACUUCUACAGUCAUGCAGACAUCCGUCUGCAUUUUCUCAGAAGGGCUAUAGAAGGUCACAAAACAGGCGCGGAUGAGACAGCCAACGUACUCACAGUACUUUUGCGGCCGUCUCCAAACGCCGAUAUCACUAACCCCUACCGCAGCUGGUUUGCUGCAACCAUUAUGUUCCACCUUGUCUUUGACAACCCGGAAGCUAAGAGCCUAGCUAUGGCCGUUACAGAGGGCGACGCAGAAAGUGGCGAGGAAGUCGUCACAAGCAUUCAAAUCGUCGCCGCACACCUGAUAUCUGGUCUGAAUCGAGAGGGAGACAGUCGCGUGGUGGUUGGAUAUCUAAUGUUGUUGCUUGGUUGGCUCUUUGAAGACUUGGACGCCGUCAAUGACUUUCUUGGAGAAGGAAGCAACACCCAAAGCAUCAUUCAAGCAAUCAACCAUCCGUAUCCUUCAGGCGAAAUCGUUCAAGGGCUCUGCGCCAUGCUUCUCGGCGUGCUGUACGAGUUCUCGACUAAAGACUCUCCCAUUCCGCGCACAGACUUUCACUCCAUCUUGGUGUCCCGAAUGGGACGCGAACGGUAUAUCGACAAGCUGUCCAAGCUGAGAAGCAAUUCGUUAGUCAGAGACUUCGAAGUCAUCCCGCAGAAGCUGAGCAAUUCAGGGUCCGGCAAGCUGCCUGAUGUCUAUUUCGAUGCUACUUUUGUCGAGUUUUUCAAAGACAAUUACAGCCGUAUCUUGCGUGGCAUAGACCGAGAUCCUGGGUUGGAGAUAUCUGUUGUUUCUAAUGGCGUGCAGAAGGGUGUUUCGCGCGAACUUGUUGAUUCCCUUCGAAGCCAGUUGGCUGAGAAGGACCAGGCAUUGCAGGAAGCACAGCGGCAGCAUGAUGCAGAGCUUCGGACUCUGCAGGACAAAAUCACGGCCUUGCAAGAAGAACACCAAAAGCAGAUGGACCAGGCCCGGCGGCAGAUUGAAUCUCAAGUCGCAGCACUGGAAAAGGAACACAAAAGGCAAUUAGCGGAUGUUCAAAACCAGGCAGAAGCCCGUGUCUCUGCUCUAGAAAGGGAGCACAAGAAACAGAUGGCAGAGAUCCAAGUUAAGACGGACCGCCGGAUCGCAACUCUCGAUGAAGAGCGCAAGGCGAUUGAUCAAAGACACAAAGAGGAGAUAGAUCGGAUACAGAAGGAAGUUAAGGCUCAGGUGGCUGCUCAAAGUGAAGAGCAUCGCAAAGAAUUAGAACAUGCAAGGAAGACGGCGGAAAAUGAUGCCGAACGCGUUCGGCACCGAGCUGAGGCCGAUAUGGCUGACCUCAAGGCCACUAUCAGUCGGCUAGAGGUUGACCUUAUGAAGGCCAAGAAGACCAAAACGCAAGAGAUGCAGGCAUUCCGCGAUGAUUCCACUAGGAAACUACAAGAGCAAGAGGACCUCAUCAAAAAAGCCGAAAGCCGCGGAAAGCAGCUAGAGAGUGAGCUCAGGGAGACUCGGGAGAAGGCCAUCCAGAGAGAGGCGGCUGUUCGAAAGGCCGAGGAAGACAAGCAGGCAACACAAAACGAGCUUGACGACCUGCUCAUGGUGUUUGGCGAUUUGGAAGACAAAGUUGCCAAGUACAAGGCUCAACUCAAAGCACUCGGCGAGGCUGUCUCCGACGGAGAAGAAGAGCAAGAGGAUAGUGAUGAAGAUGAUGAAGAUGAAGAUGAUGAAGAGGAAGAUGACGAGGACGACGCCAAAAGCGAAGACGCGAACGGCACCAAGACAUAG